Molecule: messenger RNA, 321 nt
Organism: Manihot esculenta (cassava)
Lineage: Eukaryota; Viridiplantae; Streptophyta; Magnoliopsida; Malpighiales; Euphorbiaceae
Product: rRNA 2'-O-methyltransferase fibrillarin-like
Exons: 1
Coding region: 1-321 (106 amino acids)
Source: RefSeq, a predicted model, not a curated record
AUGAAGAUGAAGCUCUCAGGCACAAACAUUGCAAUGAUAGUUCUUGUGGUCGCGCUUAUUGCUUUGAUGGUAACUUCAGCAGAUGCUCAAAGGGGCGGAGGUGGUGGCGGCGGCGGAGGUGGUGGAAGGGGUGGCGGUGGCGGCGGUGGUAGAGGUAGUGCAGGUGGGGGUGCGAAAGGUGGUGGCAACAGCGGUGGGAAAAGUGGAAGUGGGAACGGAGGUCAACACGCAAGCUCAGCGUCCGUGACAUGUGGACCAGCUUCCAAACAUGGGUUCAUUGCAGGGCUACCUUUAAUGCUAGUAAUUUUCUUGAUGGUGUAA